UUGAGGUUGAAGGAAAUCCGGUCAAUACAAAGCAAUAAUAGAGUGGUUUAUGUUGGGACUCAAACGUUCAUUUAAUUAAUGAUUUCAUUUACUGUUAAACAUUUCAACCAUUAUAAUAUCAAUGGGACAUGAGAGGAACAUUUCGCGGGCUGUGAAUAACCGGUAACGUCGGAGGUGUGUUUUUGUGUCUCCGCCCACUCCGGAAAACUCUGCGGAGCCGUCGUUAUUUUUUAUUUUCUAAGGUGACGUGGAGUCGGACUUCUCUUUCGAAACUGUCCCCAUGUGUCAACGACAGCACCUGCUGUACCCAGAUACGAUCGCAACGAAUGUAUAAUACGUCGCUGCAUCGAAUCGAGGCCCUGCGAGAUGUUCAGCUGUGGCGUUCAAUCUUUACACUGAGCUCCAGCAUCGGCGCGUACUGGAGCGCGGAGUCGACCGUCGCGGCCUGGAGUCCGAGGAAUUCAGCGGACGAACAGGUUUAGUUUUGGCCACAACAAUCAUACUGGUGGUGCAUCGUUUUCCAGCUUCUCUCACAGAGCCCUUUCGCUGCCUCUGCGAGUCUAGGCUCAACAACGCACCUCUUUUGAACAGAGGUUAUGCAGAGUGGAACAGGUCACCGGCCAGGCGGGUGCCAGAGGACGAUGGGCCUGCACUGCUUCUUGAUCCUGUCCUUAUUCUCAUGCUGGGCCGUGGGCUACAAGCAAGGGGACAACGUGACGCUCUAUGUCAACAAAGUGGGCCCUUAUCACAACCCCCAGGAGACGUAUCACUUCUACACGCUGCCGGUUUGCAGGCCCGAGAAGGUGCACCACAAGUCGCUGAGUCUGGGAGAAGUGUUAGACGGGGACAGGAUGGCAGAGUCGUUAUAUUACAUCCGAUUCAGAGAGAACGUGGAGAAAAAAACCCUCUGCAAGCUCACACUUUCAGAGAAACAGGUGGACGAACUUCGCGAGGCCAUCGAGGAGCUGUUCUACUUUGAAUUCGUCCUGGAGGACAUUCCUAUCUGGGGGUUUGUGGGAUACAUCGAGGAGAGCGGCUUCCUGCCUCACAGCCACAAGGUGGGUCUGUGGACUCACCUCGACUUCAACAUCGAGUACAACGGCGACUCUGUGAUCUUUGCCAAUGUUUCGGUAAAAGACGUCAAACCUGUUCCCCUGGAGGAGGGGGCCGGUGCCGUGGUGGGUGGGGUCGGAGUGGGCGGAGGAGGCCUAACGGUCACCCACACAUACAGCGUGCGCUGGUUCGAGUCCACGCUGCCUCACGCCCGCAGAGCCGAGCGUCUCCGGGACUACUCGUUCUUCCCCAAAACGCUGGAGAUCCACUGGCUCUCCAUCAUCAACUCGCUGGUGCUGGUGGUGCUGCUGCUGGGCUUCGUCAUCAUCAUCCUCAUGCGGGUCCUCAAGAAUGACUUUGCCAGGUACAACGUGGAGGAAGAGGGCGGCUGCGACGAUCUGGACCAGGGAGACAACGGCUGGAAGAUCAUACACACCGAUGUCUUCAGGUUUCCCCCUUACAAAAGCCUGCUGUGUGCCGUGCUGGGAGUGGGAGCUCAGUUCCUAACCCUCGCCACAGGAAUCAUCUUCAUGGCGCUGCUGGGAAUGUUCAAUGUGCACCGCCACGGUUCCAUCAACUCCACAGCGAUCGUCCUGUACGCUCUGACCAGCUGUGUGUCCGGCUACGUGUCCUGCAGCUUCUACACGCAGAUCAACGGCCAGCGCUGGGUGUGGAACAUCAUCCUCACCUCGUCGCUCUUCUCCGCGCCGCUGUUCCUGACGUGGAGCGUUGUGAACUCCAUCCACUGGUGGAGCGGCUCCACCCAGGCUCUGCCGGCCACCACCGUGCUCCUCAUCCUGGGGGCCUGGGUGCUGGUGGGCUUCCCGCUCACGGUCAUCGGCGGCAUUGUGGGAAAGAACCGAGCCGGAAGCUUCCAGGCGCCGUGUCGCACCCGCAACAUCGCCCGGCAGAUCCCGACGCAGCCGUGGUACAAACACACGGUGGUGCACAUGGCCAUCGGCGGCUUCCUGCCGUUCAGUGCCAUCUCCGUGGAGCUGUACUACAUCUUUGCCACAGUUUGGGGCAGAGAGUACUACACCCUGUACGGCAUCCUGCUCUGCGUCUUCGCCAUCCUCCUCUCGGUGGGCGCCUGCAUCUCCGUCGCGCUCACCUACUUCCUGCUGUCUGGCGAGGACUACCGGUGGUGGUGGCGGAGCGUCCUGAGCACCGGCUCCACCGGCCUCUUCAUCUUCGUCUACUCCGUCUUCUAUUACCGUAACCGGUCCUCCAUGAGCGGCCUGGUGCAGAGCACAGAGUUCUUUGGUUACUCUCUGCUCACGGCGAUGGUCUUCUCGCUGAUGCUGGGCAGCGUGUCCUUCUGGGCCUCGCUGGCCUUCAUUCGCUACAUCUACCGUAGCCUGAAGAUGGAUUAGACGUGGAACAUGCUCACAGACAUGCUGAGAUAAAUAAGCACUUCCUCAUAGCACACAAGGACAAUCCUCAUCCUUCUUUCAGUCAUACAAAACACACACCUCUGGUGAAGGAGUACAGGGGCCUUUACCUUUAGACAGGAUUUAACUAGAGCUGUUAGUGAUACGGGAUUGUGGUUGGAUGGGAUUUGUAUUUAAGGAUUAAAUGGGAUAUUUCGGUACAAAGGGAUUGUGUAAUUGUGUCCAUUACGGAGUGGUGGGUUGAAAUGUGUGCGAUGUCAGUGGAUGGAGUCAUUGUUUGAUGUAAUUUAUCAUUUACUGCUCUGAAUCCUACUUCAUGGGCCAUCAAGGCUCAGCAGGAUCUAGCCAUUAUUUCCCCACAUUGCAUCAGUUUCCCAGAGACUGCUGACUCAUACGGUCGUGCAAAUGUUAUUUACUUGGCAUUUAGACUUCCCCCAAACAAUUCAGAUUGACUACAAAUCACGAGUUCUGCACUGGCCCUGUGAAGCAUUAGAGAAUGUUGAUAGUGGCAAUAGUAUCGUUGUACUCAAGAUCACCAUUUAUUCCAAUGUAAUUAUUUUCAAUAAAAUGUCUUUUAAUACAGUAUUCCAUGCAAACAACUAGAUCGAUUUAAUUUUUCCUUGGGUUCUUUAAUACAUGGGUAUUCUACAGCACUUCUUGUACAACUAAUUUAGCACAAAUUGCAUUAAUCAAAAGGGUUUCACUUAAGCUUCUGGGUGUGCCAUCUAUGACCUACAUCACCGGUUGUGAUUUUGUAUUAAACACUUACCGCCGAAAACAAUAACUUUCAUUAAUUAAAAAUAGUAAUUGAAUAGUUGCGAUGGUAGUCUAAAAAAAAGAAAAAAAAAGAAAAAAGAAAA
Molecule: messenger RNA, 3304 nt
Organism: Pungitius pungitius (ninespine stickleback)
Lineage: Eukaryota; Metazoa; Chordata; Actinopteri; Perciformes; Gasterosteidae
Gene: tm9sf1
Product: transmembrane 9 superfamily member 1
Exons: 9
Coding region: 597-2426 (609 amino acids)
Biological process (GO): protein localization to membrane
Cellular component (GO): membrane
Source: RefSeq, a predicted model, not a curated record